AUGACGACCAUUUCGACGGCGCUGCGCGACAAGACGACCAACCUGGGCGCCGGUCCGUCGACGCUGCCGACAGAAGUGCUGCUUGAAGCGGCACAAGGCAUUGUUGAUUAUAAAGGAACGGGGAUGGGCAUCACGGAGCUGAGCCACCGCUCGUCCACAUUCAAGCAGCUCCUCACGCAGGCCGAGGACGAUCUGCGUGCGCUGCUCGACGUACCGGACGAGUAUGCCGUACUGUUUAUGCAGGGAGGCGGAACGGAACAGUUCUCCGCGACGCUUCUCAACAUGUUAGCCGUGCACGCAGCUCGGAACCCUGGCGCUCGCGAAGCGCCGCCUGUCGACUAUGUCGUGAGCGGUGCUUGGUCGGCGAAAGCGCUCAAAGAGGCGAAACGGCUCACUCCGCGCGUCAAUGUGGCGUGCGACAUUCGCAGUGCGAUUUGCGACCCGGAUGCGCACAUUCCAGAGCCUGCAUCGUGGUCGCUCAGCGAAGCACCUGCCAUGCUGUACUACUGUGACAACGAGACGAUCGACGGGUUCGAGUUUCCCCACGAUUUUGUAGCACGUCUCCCUGCCUCCUAUCGUGCGCAAGUGCCUAUUGUCGCAGACUGCUCGUCCAACGUACUGAGCCGUCCGAUCGACGUCCGUGCGCACGCCGCGCUCUUUUUCGGCGCGCAGAAAAACAUCGGGCCGAGCGGCGUGACGGUGGUAAUUGUGCGCCGCGAGCUGGUGGUAGAUCCUGACGCGGUGCGUACGCCGUAUCCCCCUGUAAUCCCAACGACACUUGUGUACAAGAACGCAAUGGACAAUGGCUCGCUGUACAAUACGCCGCCCAUGUUUCCAUUGUAUGUCAGUGCCUUGGUAUUUGCCAAGCUCCGCAAGGACGGCGGCGUGGCCGGCGCGCAGAAGCGCGCGCUGGAGAAGAGCAGUGCCGUGUACAAUGCUCUUGCCGCGCACCCCAAACGCUUCCGCCCGACGGUUGCGCACCCCGCCUUCCGCAGCAAGAUGAACAUUACGUUUCGCAUACUUGACGAGCACACAGGCGAGCCCAGCGAGGAGGCAGAGACGCAGUUUAUCAAGCUCUGUGGCGAGCACCGCAUUGAGCAGGUCGCGGGGCACCGCUCUGUCGGCGGCUUGCGCACGAGCCUGUACAAUGCUUCCACGCUCGAGCAGGCACACACGCUUGCGGCACUGCUCACACAGUUUGCUGGAUAA
Molecule: messenger RNA, 1209 nt
Organism: Malassezia vespertilionis
Lineage: Eukaryota; Fungi; Basidiomycota; Malasseziomycetes; Malasseziales; Malasseziaceae
Gene: SER1
Product: phosphoserine transaminase
Exons: 1
Coding region: 1-1209 (402 amino acids)
Biological process (GO): L-serine biosynthetic process
Cellular component (GO): cytoplasm
Molecular function (GO): O-phospho-L-serine:2-oxoglutarate transaminase activity; pyridoxal phosphate binding
Source: RefSeq, a predicted model, not a curated record